Molecule: messenger RNA, 2413 nt
Organism: Diachasmimorpha longicaudata
Lineage: Eukaryota; Metazoa; Arthropoda; Insecta; Hymenoptera; Braconidae
Product: beta-1,4-N-acetylgalactosaminyltransferase bre-4-like
Exons: 7
Coding region: 621-1802 (393 amino acids)
Biological process (GO): carbohydrate metabolic process; glycosphingolipid biosynthetic process
Cellular component (GO): Golgi apparatus
Molecular function (GO): N-acetyl-beta-glucosaminyl-derivative 4-beta-N-acetylgalactosaminyltransferase activity; galactosyltransferase activity
Source: RefSeq, a predicted model, not a curated record
ACCCCCCAGUUCGCAAUGCUGUGUCCUUGUGUCAAAAUAUCCUGUGCUAUUCAUAAUUUCGAGUGUCCAUUGAAAUGUCAUCAGACAAGUGUCGCCCUGAGACAACGAAAAAUCAUUUUCAACACGCAUGCGAACAUCAACUCCUCGGAAAGUGAGGACUGACGAGCGAGGGUGGAAAAUGUGGCCAGCGUUGACUCAUUAAAAAUAUCUGUUUUAUCAAUCAACGACGGGGACCUUUCUCCGGAAUAAUUGAAUUUUAAUUCACUCACAACGAACGGUCUGAUCUAUCUCAUGAUCCUUUGAAGAAGUGAAUAAAUGAUUUUGCGAAAAAUUGCUUCACGAUAGUGUCCGAGGAAUUGAUGAUUCACGCGGGAAAUCAUCGAGGUGAAUUCGCGAGUGGGUGACCUCGUCUGUCCUGCGUGGGCAAAUUAUCAACGUAUUCUUCACCGUGAAGAUUGAAUAGUCACGGACAACCUUCAUCCCGGAUGAUACUGACAAUGAAAUCCUCACGUCUGAUUUCUAAUGAUCCACUCUAAUACUGAGGGAAUGUCGUCAUCAAAAGACGAAGGCCAGUGUCUCUUCCACCGGUAGGAGGAAGUUAUGGUGUCUUAUCAAAUGCGAUGCCUGUUGCCGCAGCCGUGGCACUGUGGCACCGAGCCCACCUCUACAAGGCGCUCGCCUGUGUCGUACUAGCCCUCAUUGCCCUUCAGUAUCUACUUAGCGGUGUACUUGACCGUCGCUCUAUCGAGACAAUAUUCACCAUCAACACCACAAGAUAUGCCGACCACGCCUACAGAAGCCACCCCCACGGCUUAAUAAUCUAUGGCCUUGGUGUGUCACCAACUUAUCCACCAUCGACACUGAAUAUCACUUCAACCGCUCAGCUAACAGUGCCAGCACUUCGGGACAUCAAUAAUGCCACGAAGCAGGACGUAAAUGCAACGAGAAUCGCUCCUGUCUCAUCCCCUAACACCACAGACCCGUCGAUUCCGCAACUAUGCCCUCUCAUUCCCCCAAAUCUUGUUGGACCACUGACAGUCAACAAGAAUCCUCCGGAAGUAUUAAAAAUGGAGAAAGAACUCACCGGUGUUGAAACGGGCGGUAGAGGCUGGCCCUCGCACUGCACUCCCAGACAUCGUGUUGCUAUAAUAAUUCCGUUCCGUGAUCGACCGCAGCAUCUCCAGACGCUGCUUUACAAUCUGCAUCCGAUGCUGUUGAGACAACAAAUCAGUUAUCAGAUAUUCAUUGUGGAACAGGAAGGCACUGGACUAUUCAACCGUGCAAUGCUGAUGAACGUCGGUUACGUCGAGGCUCUGAAGGAGCAGAAAUUUGACUGCUUCAUAUUUCAUGACGUCGAUCUUCUCCCAGAAGACGACAGAAAUUUGUACACAUGUCCCGAACAGCCGAGACACAUGUCUGUCGCUAUAGAUAAGUUCAAGUACAGACUGCCAUAUACAGACCUUUUCGGCGGGGUCUCAGCCAUGUCAAGAGAGCAAUUUCGCCUGGUGAAUGGAUUUAGUAACGUUUUCUGGGGUUGGGGUGGCGAGGACGACGACAUGGCGAAUCGUAUUAAAUCCCAGAACCUUCACAUCUCACGUUAUCCAGCGAAUAUUGCGCGCUACAAAAUGCUGUUGCACAAGAGGGAAAAAGCAAAUCCCAGGAGAUAUGAAGUCCUGAAGACCGGAAAGAACAGAUUUCCAACGGAUGGCCUGACCGAUUUGAAAUACCAAUUGAUUGAGAAAAAAAAGCCCAAACUGUACACUUGGCUUUUGGUAAGAUUAACACCACCACAGCCCAGCUGAUGGUUACCCUGGAUCGGUUAAACCAGCCGAAAAUAAAUUCAGGAAGAACAUCUCCAGAGUAACUUAACCCAAAUGAAGAACAAUCACCCUGGUAAAUGAUGAAGAAAUGAAAGAUGAAGUUAAAUGCAUGUAAAAGAGUUGUUAAGUCACGUUGAGAUCUCGAAUCCCCUAUUUUUUUAAAGUCCCGUAAAUCUAGUGCAUUGAAAACAAAAAUUAGUAGACAACGGCCGAUACAGAUGAUUUAAGAUUUUAAAAACGUGCCAAAAAGAGUAACAAGUGAAAGCAUAAGGAAAUGAUCAGUGUCUUAAGUCUUCGUUCAAGUGUGCUGUGGUUAAAAAUGUGAAAAUAAUCAAUUUAUUUAACUUAACAUCCAAGUGAAUGUUCUUUUGUCCUCUAUUUUACGAUUAAGAAUUUCGUUACUCGAAUUAUUUCGAUUGACCGUUCGCUCUUGCGAACAAAUUAUUUUCCUAAGGAGAUAUAUUAUUUUUUUGAAUGAAUAUCUGUUUAUUGUUAUUGUUGUGGAAGCAGGAAUAAUAGAAUUCCAGUUUGAGUGAAAUGCUUGUGAAGAUUUAGCGAUAUUACGCUAAUGCAAUAAAUAACGAUCCGCAGGA